Molecule: messenger RNA, 219 nt
Organism: Plasmopara halstedii
Lineage: Eukaryota; Oomycota; Peronosporomycetes; Peronosporales; Peronosporaceae
Exons: 3
Coding region: 1-219 (72 amino acids)
Source: RefSeq, a predicted model, not a curated record
AUGCGCAUCGUACGAUCGCUACGCUGCCGUCAUGUAAAGUUCGUGGUAAGACCCACACCGUAUGUACAAGUACUGCUCAAGAUUGCUGUAGGAUUAUUCCCUUCAGCUGGUUUGCGAAGAUAUGAAGUUUUUCCGAAUUACAUCUGUUUGCACCUAAUGCUGUUGCGACAGAGGUGGUUUGCUAUAGGUAUAGGGAAUCAGCAAUCACAUCCCGUCUAA